UCAUCGACUUCCUUACGAUAACCAUAUGAAAAAAAUUUAAUUUAAGUGAAAUAAAAUAAAAAAAAAUUGUUAUUCAGUCAAAACAAGUAAUAAAACUGUUUACUGUACUUAAAAUAGAAUAAAAAAGAUUUUAAAAUAAAUUUGAAAAUAUUUUGAAAACACCGGAAAGCUUUGUAAUCUAAAAAUAGCUGAUAUUUAUGUUACUUAUUGCUUAAUAAAUUUAAUCAAUAAAAAAAUAGUGGAAUACAAAUAAAAAUUUUAAAGCAACAAAACAGACUAAUAUGAAGUUCGCAAAAAUCACAGCAUUUUUAAUUUUAUUUAUUAAAAUAAAUAUUUCAAAAUCACACGUAAUUCAAGCAUCAGUUGUUCCAACACAUCAAGCAUCACAUGUCAAAGGAGAUAUUUGGGUACAUUUAUGGAAGGAAUUUGGAGUAAAUUUAACGACCUUUUUUGUUCGUCGAAAAACUGUAAUAAAUAAUUUAAGUUUUGAAAUAUCUACAAUAAGAAGCUUAGAAGUCUCAGGAUUUACAAUAAAAGACUCAAAAACAAUCAGUUUCUUACCAGUGAAAGUAAGCGAAGUUUUUCCAAAUUUAUUGAUUUACGAAGCAAAUAAUUGUGCAAUAAAUAAAUUAUUGAAGCCAAAUUUUGAAAACUUAAAGAAACUUCGAGUCCUAGAUCUUCAACAUAAUCAAAUCUCAUCAUUUUCGGAGGAUACGUUUGAUGACCUUCAAAUGCUUAUUCAUUUAGACUUAGCAAACAAUAAACUUCAUGACAUUGAGGAAAACUCAUUUAAAAAUCUUCAUGUUUUAAGAAAUUUGUAUUUAGGAUUUAACGAGAUAAAGCACUUACCUUUAAAUGUCUUCAAGCCACUCAAGGAACUUCGCAAAGUCGCACUUCCAUCAAAUAAAAUUCGUAAAAUAUUUAAUAAUCAUUUUUCAAGCAAUAAAAAAUUAACAAAUGUUUGGCUCAAUGAAAAUUCUUUACAAUGCAUGGAUGAUGAAGUCUUUAAUGACAUGAAUAGACUAAAAUUUGUUUAUUUAGAAGGUAAUACAUGUAUCGAUAAAGACUAUCGUGAUAAAUAUUUGAAGAAUAUUGAACAUGAUAUUUCGAGAAAUUGUAAACAAUGUUAAUAAAAAUUUAUUUUAAAAAUAUUUAAAGAA
Molecule: messenger RNA, 1160 nt
Organism: Chironomus riparius
Lineage: Eukaryota; Metazoa; Arthropoda; Insecta; Diptera; Chironomidae
Source: the annotation of a GenBank genome assembly